AUGUGUUGUAACUGUAGGGACUUGGAUGAAAAGUUUGGUAAAAAACGAUACAGGAUUCGUUCUUCCCAUACGGCCAUUGGAAACCACUGUCCACUAUUCCAAGAUCAAGGAAAGGUCACGAGGCUGAAUUCACUCUUAAAACUAGUUUCCCAACAUUCGCUAGCUACGGUGAGCCAUUUAUACAUGGCACCCCCAUCGUGGGAGUUUCCAGGAUUGAUCAAAAUCUCGGUGCACGGUGGCCGCCCAUGUGAGCCUAAUCAACGGACAUGGGCUGCUUCACCUUUUGUGGUGCACAUUCCUUCUUUAUGCACCAGUUGA
Fraxinus pennsylvanica is the source of this 318-nucleotide messenger RNA. NCBI's taxonomy places the organism in Eukaryota, Viridiplantae, Streptophyta, Magnoliopsida, Lamiales, Oleaceae. The record is from the annotation of a GenBank genome assembly.